AUGUUUCGAGUCAUGUGCUUCGCGGUCAUGUCGUCUAUGCUCGCUCUUAUCGCCAUGACGCCUCUCCUUGCGAUCCCUUUCAUCUUGGUCGUGAUGUCUCCUCUUUCGCUCGCUGCGAUCCUCCUCCCCUCCUCGCUCUCGCUCACGAUGCCGAUCAUGGGUCCUAGAAGAAUGACCAUGACUGCUGCUGCGAUGGUGGCCAUCUCGAUGACUGUGCCUGCUGCCAUCCUUGCUCCUGUGACCAUCUCUGCCGUCCCUCUUUCUGUCGCUGUGACUGCUCCUGCUGCUGUGAUUUCGCGCUUCGUUGUCGCCGAUGUCAUCCCGAUGUCGGUGAUGGUGACGGUGCGAAGAGCGGUCAUGUUCAUGGCGGCGGGAGGAAGAUUCGCCCGCAUCUUGUGUCGUAUCUCCGGUCAUCUUGCUCCGCAGCUUAACAGAUCGCGUGAGAGCAACGAAGCAGAGCUGUUGGAGCUCCGAGAGAUGAAUAGAAGUACACUGUCAAAGGUGCGCUUCCUCGAAGAAGCCACCUGGAUGAACCUCGUGCCCAUCGACCAGCCUGCUGCUGCCAACAAGGACUGUUGCGGUUCCGACGCCAUCCGGCUGUACCCUCCGGCCUCGGGUCCGGCUGUGUUUUGA
Molecule: messenger RNA, 633 nt
Organism: Sporisorium graminicola
Lineage: Eukaryota; Fungi; Basidiomycota; Ustilaginomycetes; Ustilaginales; Ustilaginaceae
Exons: 2
Coding region: 1-633 (210 amino acids)
Source: RefSeq, a predicted model, not a curated record